AUGUCAUACAAGAAGAGUUUACUAUUGUGUCUUCAGAUAAGUCUUUUAGGAAUCAGUCUUGGUGGAAAUGUUCUAAUAUGGCCCAUGGAAGGUAGUCAUUGGCUAAAUAUUAAGAUAAUUAUAGAUGAAUUGAUAAGGAAAGAACAUAAUGUGACUGUCUUAGUUGCCUCUGGUGCACUGUAUAUUUCUCCAACCUCUCAUCCUUCUCUGGCAUUUGAAAUAUACAAGGUCCCCUUUAGCAAAGAAAAAAUAGAAGAUGUAAUAAAAAGCUUUGUUUUGACUUGGAUGGAAUAUAGACCAUCUCCUUCAACAAUCUGGAAGUUCUAUCAGGAAAUAGACAAAGUCCUUCAGGAGUUCCACUUAGUUUCUAAAGAAAUCUGUGAUGGUGUUCUGAAAAAUUCAAAAUUGAUGGAAAAACUGAAGAACAGCAAUUUUGAGGUCUUGGUAUCAGAUCCAGUGUUUCCUUGUGGUGAUAUAGUAGCAUUAAAACUGGGAAUUCCAUUUAUAUACUCCUUAAGAUUUUCUCCGGCAUCAACAGUUGAAAAGCACUGUGGAAAAGUGCCCUACCCUCCUUCAUAUGUUCCUGCUAUUUUAUCGGAACUCACUGACCAGAUGUCCUUCACUGACAGAAUAAGAAAUUUCAUCUCCUACCAUCUUCAGGACCACAUGUUUUAUACUAUAUGGAAACCUUGGGAUUCUUACUAUAGUAAAGAAUUGGAUGGUAGCCACUGGUUAAAUAUUAAGGUCAUUCUAGAAGAGUUGACUAAAAAAAAUCACAAUGUGACAGUACUUGCUGCAUCAGAAACUUUAUUCAUCAACUCAAAUCCCAAUUCUUCUGUGAAUUUUCAAGAGGUACCUGUUUCUUACAAGAGCAACACUAUAGAUGAGUUAAUUGAACAUAUGAUAGCUCUUUGGCUAGAUCAUCGACCAACACCUUUCACACUCUGGAGAUUCUACAAAGAACUAGGAAAACUGCUGAAUACUUUUUUCCGAAUUAAUAUUCAAAUCUGUGAUGGAGUAUUAAACAACCUCGAAUUAAUGAAAAAACUUCAGAAGGGUGGUUUUGAUGUGUUGAUUGCAGACCCAGUAACAAUCUGUGGGGACUUGGUUGCUCUGAAAUUAGGAAUACCAUUCAUAUAUACAUUGAGGUUCUCCCCAGCUUCAACAGUGGAAAGACACUGCGGAAAAAUUCCAGCACCUGUCUCCUAUGUACCUGCAGCGUUGUCAGAACUCACUGAUCAAAUGACCUUUGGAGAAAGAGUUAAAAAUACCAUAUCUUAUUAUCUACAAGAUUACAUUUUUCAAUCCUAUUGGGGAGAAUGGAGUUCAUACUACAGCAAAAUUCUAGUCCAGUGCAUUGUUUCUUAUUAA
Molecule: messenger RNA, 1371 nt
Organism: Suncus etruscus (white-toothed pygmy shrew)
Lineage: Eukaryota; Metazoa; Chordata; Mammalia; Eulipotyphla; Soricidae
Product: UDP-glucuronosyltransferase 2A1-like
Exons: 3
Coding region: 1-1371 (456 amino acids)
Molecular function (GO): UDP-glycosyltransferase activity
Source: RefSeq, a predicted model, not a curated record